Molecule: messenger RNA, 3965 nt
Organism: Apis mellifera (honey bee)
Lineage: Eukaryota; Metazoa; Arthropoda; Insecta; Hymenoptera; Apidae
Exons: 8
Coding region: 475-2181 (568 amino acids)
Source: RefSeq, a predicted model, not a curated record
UAUCGGGUGGCGUACCGCGUCGCGCACGUUUCUGCCGCACGAAUUCCCUUUCCUCGAGAGCGGUGUAUAUAACUCGGUGACACACGAGAGAGAGAUCGGUCUCUUUGGGACGGGCCUCGUGGAAAAUCAAUGCUCAAGGACUACGCGCACCUUGUGAAGGAGAAGGAGAGAAUAGCGACAAAAGGAGAAGGGAAGGAAGAAAGGGGAAGGGAAAAAAAGUAAAGAGAAUAUAAAUACUGUGGGGGAUCGAGCUGCUCUCGGAUCGAAGUGUAACGCGGGGUGACACUCGGAUAGAUUAGCUGUCGUCGUUCGAGGUUUAUCGUUUUCGAAUAAAACGGCGUUUUAUUGAUUCGUAACGUCGAGCCUCCAAGUUUUAUGGGAGCCAAUGUUGGCCUGGCUGAAUUCGCGUAGAACCAACUACCGUCCCCAUGCUUGGCAGUGCGUUUCCUGGGACCACUUUAGAAGCAUCGGAGGAUGGGUUCCCGAAGGAGCGGCGCAGGGGGGAGCCGGGGGAACGCUGGCGUUAUGAAGGAAAGGGCCAACUUGUCGUUCAUGCUCGUGGUCAUGUUCUUCGGCGUGUUCGCCGUGAUCGUCCUCACGGAGAUAUUCCUGAUCGACGAGAGGCGUGGCAUGGGCGUAGGUGGGAGCGGGGCCCUAGGAGGUCACAGGAGCGGGCAUCGACUGCCGGCUGCGCCCGAUCGGCCGGAUUACGGGGAGAUCGGAGCUGAAGAUUAUAUCGGAUUGAAGGGCAGCUUCGACGAUCAUAUCGGAUUAUUGAUGCACGGGGACGACGGAGGACAGAAGGCCGCGAUACAACCGGACCCAAGAGGUUUACCGAGCUUACCACCCAACCUGGAGGCUCGCCUACCGCAACUCGAUCAGAGCUUGAGGAUCACGCACGCCGAAUGGUUGCCGGUCACGAAGACCAGAUUCAAAUUCUUUGUAUACUCGGCGUACUUCGAUGACAGGGUUGGUGGUACGGGAGCACCAACAGGUAAAAGUCAGGGCAUGGUUCGAAUAAUAAGCGCAACAAAGACAAGAGGACCGGAGCGUGUUUGGUGUAGACUUUGGUAUCGACCGGAGAACGGAGGGAACGUAACUACUUCCGUAACGGUAGCUGCUAAAGUGAAGGUGAUCAGGGAAAAUUGGAACUUGAAGUACAGUGCCUGCUUUGUGAUUUGCCCGUUGCCGAAAGAAUCGGCAACGAUCGACAGAGUGCCGGAAACGGUGAGCGUGGUGGCCAGGCUAAAAGCAUCGCCAACGAAUCGCAUCCUGAUUCAGAAUCGGCCUGAAAAUAGGGCGAAGAACAAAGAAAUGCUGGCCGUUUGCGUGAAACCCCUGCAUUACGAUUACAACAGGGUAUUGCAACUCAUAGAGUUCAUCGAGUUGCACAGACUGCUUGGCGCUAGCCACGUGACUUUAUACAACGACACGGUCGGCAGCGAGGCCGGAUGCGCUCUCAAGUAUUACGAAGCUAAAGGUCUGGUGACCGUGUUACCUUGGCAUCAUUUGGACAUGAUCUCGCAGCGAGACAUUCGCACGGAGGGAUUGUUCGCUGCCCUCAACGAUUGCCUUUAUCGAUCCAUGUACAGAUACGAAUACGUGGCGCUGGUUGAUCUCGACGAGUUCAUUAUACCGAGGCACAACGACACUAUCAUUGAUUUAAUCAGAUGGAUGAGCAGUCGCAUAAACGCCAAAGCCACAGGAUCGUAUUCCUUUCAAAACGCGUUCUUCUAUCUUCAAUGGGCGGACGACCCGUUCGUGGUGACCAGUCGCACCCCAAUAGAGGCCGGUUUGAUCACGUUGAAGAAAACGAGGCGUAGAACGAAGCUGCACCCCCACAAACAACGGUCGAAAUACGUUUGCAAGCCCCAGAACGUGGUCGAGGCUGGAAAUCACUUUGUAUGGGAGUUCAUCCCAGGGCACGGGACUCUGAACGUCCCGUCGGACGCGGCGAUUCUCCACCAUUACAGGGUGUGCGAGUUUGGCGGCGACGAUUGUAUAAAGACUCAAUCGGUAGUCGAUAGAACGGCCUACAAAUACAAGAAUAGAUUAUCGGAUAGCGUUGGGAAAACCUGGUCCGACCUAAGCGGCGAGUGCUCGUUACCCAAAUUGGAACCGAUUCCGGGUAUGACACCGCGGAUAAAAGCGAGCCCCAAAGUGUUGAAGUCGGUCAGGUAGCGAAAGACCAUUGUCGAUACUCUUUGGGAUAUUGGUAAUUUCACUGGUACACCGAAGGUAGCGAGAACUUAUUUCUACAAUUACGGUGGCCCGUAGUUUUCGGGCAGAUCCCUACUUUAUCUCUCCGAGAAAGAGAGAAAGAGAGAGAGAGAGAAGAGAGAUUUGUAUGGGGCGCCACCACGUGAACGCGUUUUUUCUACCUUUUGCGGUCCACACACGCCUGAUAAAUCUCGUUUUCGAAAGCACGGAGAGGAAAAAGAAAAAGAAAAAAAAAAACGAAACCCCGGUGCCUGUCUGUCUAUCAACGAGCCAAAUGUUGCGGUGGAGGUUGCGGUGCCGAUGGCACUUUUGUUGAGAAAUGUUGCGACGCUAAGUACGAAAAGCUGACGAUAAUAUAAUAUUUUUCUACGUGAGAAAGACUCACGAUCGACCGGCAAAGAUCCAAGACGAACUUUCCCGGACGAUCCUGUAUCUCUUACGCUAUGGUGCUUCUUUCACGAUUUUAUACGGUAAUUGUAUUUGUGUACGAGUUUUAUUUUUCGUUCGAAUCGAAGCCGAAUGUAAGAAAAAUAUAAAGUAUAAUAAGGAAAUAUUGUGAAGAAAUAUCGCGCAGGGCCUAAGUAACGUUUCCGGUCUAAUAUCAUCGGCUAUAAAAUGUGAAACGUCUGAUAUCGUUAUCUUGUUGAUCUUUACUCUUCCCCCUACCCCUCCCCCAUUCUCCCCCCUCCCUCCUCUUUUAUUUCACACCUAUAAAUCCGCACAACGUAUAAAAGAAAAACGUACGCAUAUCCAUAGGAUCAAUACUUAUAGUGGUAGUAUUAUGUAUGUAUAAUAUGUAUCUAGUAACAUCUCUUAGUAUUUAAUCCGAUAGCGAACGCGUAGAAUGCGAAAAUGUUUUUAAAAAAAAAAAAAUGCCGUUUACACCGAUAACCGAUUUUUAUUCGAUCGGUCGAUAAAGAAGAACGUUUUCAAUUCGAGGAAAGAAAGAAGAAGAAAAAAAAAGAAAUUGAGUUCACCUUUUAUGGCGACUUAUAACCGAUAAUAAUAGAUUGCGUUCCACGAUUUUAUUCGUUGUCGAACAAGUCUCGAGAAUAGUUUUUAAUCCCUGAAAGUGUUUUUUAAGAAACGUUGUUAUAAAUAAUAGUAGUUGCAUUUCAAGAUGAACGUAAUUGUUAUACAACACAAAGGUGGGAGUAUUUAUGGUCAGCUAGAUAGUGGUUACAGAUUUGAGCGUUAUGACAAUGAAUAAUUGCAAACUGUUUCUAAUUUCUUUCGUAAUGUCACAUUUUUUACGCGCACGUACCAUUUAUGUAUAUAUGUGUAUACACGAAAGUGUACGUGUAUCUACGUACACAGCAUGUAGGGAUAGGUGAGAAAUACGUACAUGUGAUCGGUGCUAAGCCACAAUCAACAAUGCCGCUCGGCCGUGUUGAGAGAAUUAAUAAAUAUUAUACGACGACAAUAUGUAUUUUGAUUCCCUUGAAAAUAUAUUUCGUAAAUAUACAAGUCUGGAAUACAUGUACAAUUAUAACGAAUAAUUGAAUUUCAAGAAUUAUUUAAAACACGUAUGUCGUACAUAUAUAUAUAUAUGUAUAUCUUAAGUAUUUUUUACAAAAUUAUUCGAUCACGAAGACUAAUAUUAAUUACUUUUUAUUAAUAUCUAUUUACAGUUAUUGUAAAAACAUGCGCAUAGAGAUCGAUAAUUACAUGGGCGGUAUAUUUUGGAAUUUUUGUAAUUCUUUUUUGUAAAUGUUUAAAAAUCCUCAUCCGAAUGAUCUAGCUUA